Molecule: messenger RNA, 1678 nt
Organism: Cucumis melo (muskmelon)
Lineage: Eukaryota; Viridiplantae; Streptophyta; Magnoliopsida; Cucurbitales; Cucurbitaceae
Product: mitochondrial outer membrane protein porin 4
Exons: 7
Coding region: 430-1260 (276 amino acids)
Biological process (GO): monoatomic anion transmembrane transport
Cellular component (GO): mitochondrial outer membrane
Molecular function (GO): voltage-gated monoatomic anion channel activity
Source: RefSeq, a predicted model, not a curated record
GCAAAUAUAUCACUCUUUUUCUUUUCUAUUAGGUUUAUAUGUGAAAAAGAAAAGGAGAAGAAAAGAGGGAGGGGGCAGCCGACAGUCAACACCAUAAGAGAGAGAGAGAACGACGGCGGUGGUGUUUUUUUGUUCGGCGUUCACGGCGAAGCUCGACGGCGUCCUUCGGCCAUUACAGCGACGGGCGGCGACGGUGUGUGUUGGGCAGUGUUUGGGCAUCAGUUUUUCGGGGUUUUUGGGUCACGGUCGACGGGGAGUGACGGCGCGUUCCGACGGCUUUUGCAGCGUUGAGUUUACGACAGUUUUGAGCACCGUUUGUGGUCAGUUCCGACGGGUUAAGGUCUCAGAUUCAGAGGGUAUUCGCGGAUCUCUCAUAUUCUUGGCGUUUGUGUUGACGGAACGUACGAACUUUGACUAUUUCGUGGAAUCAUGGGCAGUUCUCCAGCGCCAUUUUCAGAUAUUGGCAAAAAGGCCAAAGACCUCUUAACCAAAGACUACAACUUCGAUCACAAGUUUACCCUGUUGCUACCGAACUCCGAUGGAAUGGGACUAACUGCCACCGGUUUGAAGCGGGAUCAAAUUUUUAUUGGUGAUAUCAGUACCCUGUACAAGAGUGGAAAGACAACCGUGGAUGUGAAAGUUGAUACGUAUUCAAACGUUUCUACAAAAGUGACCGUGACUGAUAUUUUACCAACUACCAAGGCCACGCUUAGCUUCAGAGUACCUGAUCACAAGUCGGGCAAGCUGGAUGUUCAGUACUUCCACCCUCAUGCAGCUAUUGAUUCGAGUAUUGGUCUCCACCCCAGUCCACUUUUGGAAUUUUCAGCUGCAAUCGGUAGCAAGAAUUUUAGUUUAGGUGGUGAUGUGGGAUUUGAUACUACUUCUGCUUCAUUCACAAAAUACAAUGCCGGAAUCAGCUUGAAUAAGUCAGACUUUUCUGCGGCUCUUAUGCUAACUGACAAAGGACAGGCUCUGAAGGCAUCUUAUAUUCAUUCAUUGGAUCCUCUUAAUGAGACUAUGGUAGCGGCUGAAAUGACUCACAAGUUCUCCACCUCUGAAAACUCCUUUACCAUUGGAAGUUCUCAUGUUCUGGAUCCAGUUACGCUCAUGAAAACACGAUUCUCCAACAAAGGAAAAGCAGCUAUGCUUUUCCAACGAGAGUGGAGGCCAAAAUCUUUGGUGACUCUGUCAGCUGAGUAUGACUCAAAAGCUAUCGAUUCAUCUCCCAAGAUAGGCCUUGCUAUUGCUCUGAAGCCUUGAGAUCUAAAGAACCAACAAAACCAUUCAAGUGAAAAUUGACCAUAACUUUGGUGUCAUUAUAAUUUUUCCCCAAAGCAUUCAAUAUUCAUUGUGGAAUUUCAAAGUUUGUUUGGAAGAGGAGGUUUUCUUCCAUGUAAUUCAUGAGAUAUUAUUUCGAGGCAUAACUAGGAUUAGAAGAACCAAUUUUGAAAAAGAAAAAAUCAAGGGUUUUGAGGAGCAACAUUAUUUUGCUUGCAAGGCCCAUGUUGCCAUUCACUUUGAUAUCACAUAAGUGGUAAAGAGAGCGACAGUUCUCUCCAGCUUCAGGUUGCUUUCAAAAUCAUGAAAUUUCAUCUGGUUUUGUAUUAUUCUUGUAUUGUUCAAAUUUUCUUUUUAUAGUGUCGGGAAUAAUGUGAACAUCGAAUGGGUUCAUCAUUCA